GGAUAAUGUUAUAUACAGACUGCUCAAAGUAUUUUCUCACCCGUUAACGCAAUUUGAAAUUUCUGUAUUGAAACAAACAUGAUGGGAGUAUUAUUUUUUUCGACAUUGGUUGCUGUUAUAUGUUUUCAUGGAGCCGAUGCUGGUGAAUUCUGUAACACUGGAACUCGUACAUAUGGUUCGAAAUAUUGCGACUACGGAUGCUGUAAUUAUGAAUGCUGUGAAUACACUUUGACAAGAUCGACAGCCUUCAGAGCAGUCGUGGGUGUGAUAGUUGCGGUCAUCAUCUUUGGUAUUAUUGUUACCAUCGUAUGUUGUGUGCGCAAGUCACGUGGGCGCCAAGGACAAGUGAUCGGGAACAACCGAACUCAGCAUGUAGUAGUUCAAAACCCGCCUCUGUAUCCGAAUCAGUACCCACUCGCAGCCCCCGCCGGACACCCUGCCCCUGCUAUGACCCAGUGGCUACAGCCGGAGCAAUCAGCAGGCACGCACCAGCAAAAUUGGCAGCCACAACCUGAAGACGUUAACCACCAAUGGCAACAACAACCUGUAGAUACAAAGCAGCAAUGGCAACGACAGCAUGCAGAUACAAACCAACAGUGGCACUUUUAUACAGGAAGACCAUCGGCAGUAAAACACCCUAAAGGCACUAACCAGCAACGGCCAUACUAGCCGUUUGAUACUGGAACCAUUGGCAGUGGAACACCCUACAAACAUUCACUUACCGUUUUCAAUCUAACGUUGGAGAGCCUACUAAAAACAAUACUAAGGGUUUUGCCAAUAAGGAGCAGGCAAUCGAAACCGCGCGGAAGUAUAAUACCAAGUGUCUGGACUAAUGCGUGCUCGUACCUUAAAAUUAAUAUCUCUCACUACUUUUAUUUUAUUUUUGACGCCUUUUUUCUUUACAAAACUAUUCAAAUCUUAUUAUACACGGAAAUUGUUUUCGGUCUCUGGCCUUGUUGAACAUAAGAGAGUUCUUCUAAAGAAUCAUAUGAAGAUAUAUAUAUGUGUAGGAGUGCCAAUCCUUUUAUUUCUUUUUUAUCAUUUGUUUGAACUUAUGUGUUAACAUUUAUAAUCAUUGUAUGCUUAUGUAUGAUGUACCAACAUGCCAUAUAUAUGUUAUUAAUACUAUUUUACGGUUGGGAAAAGAGCGGACACAAAAAUUAUAUAGAACAAAUUUAAACUUACACGCAAACAGAGAUGUUAUGUAGAUAUUAUUUGUGCUUUUUAUCUGUUCUGUUCUGUUCUGUUCUACCAUAUCGUUUGGUGUUUUCCGACGAAGUUGCAAAAAGGGGGAGGGAUACUCAAAAUAGGCAAAAGGAUCGGAAAUAGCAUUGCAUGCUACGACACUAAUAUCACUCUACGAAUCACUACUCUACAACUCUAUAACUCAACGACUCUAUUACUCAACGACACCACUACUCUACAACUCCAUUAUCCAAAGACACCACUACUCUACGACUGCAUUACUCAACGACACCACUACUCUUCGACUACAUUACUCAACGACACCACUAUUCUACGACUGCAUUAAUCAAAUACACAACAACAUUCCGACUGCAUUCCUCAGAGACAUCACUGCUCUACGACUCCACUACUCAACGAUUGCAUUACUCAACGACUCCACUACUGCAGACUCCACUACUCCACGAUCCCACCACUUUAUUUCACCACUUCCCUUCGACUCCACUACUCAACGACACCACUAUUUUACAACGCCACGGCUAUACGGCUCGACUCCUCAACGACAGUAUUACUUUACAACAUCACUACUCUACGCCUCAAUUACUCAACGACACCAUUACUUUAUGACAUCACUACUCUACGACUCCAUUACUCAACGAUACCGCUACUCUAAGACUCCACUAUUCUACGAUUCCAUUACUCAACGACACUACUACCUGAUGACACCACUACUCUACGACGACACUAUUCUACGAUUCCAUUACUCUACAACAUCACUACUUAACGACACCACUACUGUAAGAUUCUGCUUAUUGUGAAAACGCAGGUUCACUUGCAUAUGAUCAUGUCAAACAUUUUAAAACAUAUUGCUACUACUCAUAUCUUAGAUAAGACUACUCAUGUUUUUAAAGCAAUUGUGUCGUACAUGGCAAACAAUCCAGUGAAUAAAACUAAGUGCUGCUGGAUAGCAGCUUCUUACUUAUCAUUCGAUAUGUGAAUGAUACAAUGCGCAUGAUAGACAGUUGGGCGACAAAAUGCAAUCUUGUUACCUACCACAAUUGUUGAGCUAACUGAGAGGGAUGAGGAAUAAACAGUUGCUUGUGAAAAGGGGCGCAUAUUAAUAAGAGACAACGUGUUGACAUCCAUAAACCAAACAUUAUGAAAUUAAGAAGAAACUAGCAUUUUUUAUGAACAAAUCAAAAACUAUAUUUCACAAUGAAUCAAUAACAGUGCUCCUUAUACGGAACUUAUUCAUUAACAUAUUACAAGCUAAUCACUAAAACUUCAUAAUAUAAUCAUGUACAUAGAAAACUGAAAAGCAUAAACAUUACAAUUCUGCGUUUUGUAAUUUUGUUCUUAACAGUUCCUUUUUAAACCAGAUACUUACUUAUUACUUCUUUAAUCAUGUUAUAGAAAAAAAAUAAAAACGAAUUUAUUUAACAUAUUUUGAGAUGAUUGUAAGUGCUUAUAACAGUGUUUACAUUUAUAUAAUCUAUAUAAAAGGUCCCUGAAAACACAAUACACGUUCAUGUUAAAGAAAGGAAAUUGUAAGAUAACGUCACAAUGGUUGUGUUUCUAUCAUUUUCAUUGUAUUUGUUAUUCACGGAACGAAUCGUUAUCCGAACUAACAGUCUCAACAAGUCAUUGACAUGAACCAUUGCACGGUUUGUCUAUGUGUAUAAUAUGUUCACUGCAAUGCUCCUUUUGUCAUGCUUGUAUGACAUGAGUUUAUUGAAUAAACUUGAAACUUGAAACUUGAGCUGGGCCGGUGUGCAGCUGCAUGUAGAUAUAUUAUUGAAUAGGUAAUAAAACAGAUAAUGUUAUAUACAGCUUGCUCAAAGUAUUCUCUCGCCCGUUAAAGAAAUUCUUGUAUUGAAACAGACAUGGAGGGAGUAUUAUUGUUUUCGACAUUGGUUGCUGUUAUUUGUUUUCAUGGAGCCGAUGCUGGUGAAUACUGUGUCACUUCAAGUUAUGGCUUAAAAUGGUGCGAGUGGGGUUGCUGUGAUUAUAGAAAAUGCUGUGAAGACACUGGAGUAGGAGCGAUAGUGGGCAUUGUGGUCGGGUGUGUGAUAUUUGUGGCCAUCGUCGUCGGUGUCAUUGUUGCCAUCGUCUGUUGUGUGCGCAAGUCACGUGGGCGCCAAGGACAAGUGGUGCAGAACAACCAAGCCUCCAGUGCAGUAGUUCAAAACCCGCCUCCAUAUCCCAAUCAGUACCCACUUGCAUCCCCCGCCGGACAUCCCGCCGGUGCCCAGACCCAGUGGCCACAACACCAGCACUCUGCAGGCACACACCAGCAAAAUUGGCAGCAACAGCCUGAAGGCACUAACCAGCAAUGGCAACAACAGCCUGCAGGCACAAACAAGCAACAGCCCUACUAGCCGUUUGAUACUGGAAGACCAUUGGCAAUGGAACAGCCUACACACUCUCACUUAGCGUUAUCAACAUGACACUGGAGGGCCUACUGAAUACAAUACGAAGGGUUUGACCAAUAAGGAGCAGGCAAUCGAAACCGCGCGGAAUUAUAUUACCAAGUGUCUUGACAAAUGCGUGCUCGUACCUUUAAUUAAUUAUCACAACUUUUAUUUAAUUUAUUUUGACGUCUUUUUUCAUACUUUAAUUCAAAUCUUAUUAUACACGGAAAUACUUUUCGGUCUCUGGCCCUACCGAACAUGAGAGUUUUUUUACAAGAAUCACAUGAAGAUAGAAAUACAUAUGUAGGAGUGCCAAUCCUUUUAUUUCGUGUUUAUUAUUUGUUUGAACUUAUGUGUUUACUUUUAUAUGCAUCAUAUGCUUAUGUAUGAUGUAUCUACAUGUCAUGUCUAUGUUAUUAAUACUAUUUUACGGUUGGUUAAAGAGCGGACGCAAACGAAAACACAAUGCAAUAAAACAUUUACGUAAUUGGUCUGUAAGCAUGUCCAUUUAUUAUUUAAUCAAAGCAUUAAACAUUAAAUCAAUUAAGUGAUUUUUUAAACUUAAAAUAAAUAAAGAUGAUGAAUACAUGUAUCUUCAUUAUGCUAACUAACAUCUUAAACCGUAUUGUAUCUAACUUAAAAUAUUAACUAAUAUUCUCAUUUUGUAUAUAUGGUUUAUAGUCUCGAUUUAUAAAAACGUAUGAAUGUUU
Messenger RNA from Mya arenaria, 4303 nucleotides. RefSeq lists its product as uncharacterized. The record is from RefSeq and is a predicted model, not a curated record. The coding region runs from base 3066 to 3560 and encodes 164 amino acids. NCBI's taxonomy places the organism in Eukaryota, Metazoa, Mollusca, Bivalvia, Myida, Myidae. The transcript is spliced from 7 exons.